This is a messenger RNA of Penicillium pulvis, 1251 nucleotides long. RefSeq lists its product as uncharacterized. The transcript has a single exon. The record is from RefSeq and is a predicted model, not a curated record. The coding region runs from base 1 to 1251 and encodes 416 amino acids. Lineage: Eukaryota; Fungi; Ascomycota; Eurotiomycetes; Eurotiales; Aspergillaceae.
AUGAAGGCCACCCUCUACUAUACUUUCGCUUACCUCAGUUUCGCAACCCUCGCAUCAGCCGCAGUCAACGAAACUACAUCAACAUCCUCCUACUGUACUCCCAACAUAAUCUGUGACUCAAUCUCUUCCCGCGUCGGCUGGGUAUCCUCAUCCCCCCUCCGAAACUCGUUCAGCAUCCUUUUCAGCUGUCUAGCAACCUUCUUCGCCUGCGCCUGGUCCAUCCUUCAACUAAACCUCCCGGGCCUCCAAGAAACAACGGUGCAGAAAUUCAGACGCAAAGUGAAAUGGAUGUUCAUUACUAUCAUCUUCCCAGAGCUCCUAGCCGCCAUCGCACUCGUCGAAUUCGGUCUCGCCCGAAAAUCUCGAAAAGAGAUGCGAAUACUUCCGGGUGGUCACAAUUGGACUACGACACACGCCUUCUUUGCCAAUAUGGGUGGCUUUGUCUUGCGGACGCCUGAUCUGCAUGACUUUCCGCUGAACGCCGAGUCGCUGAGACUCGUCGUCACCGAAGGACCGGUGACCAUUCCUGAGACUAAGAAGGAGGAUAUCACGGAUCGAAGCAAGACGGAUAUAUUUGCGCGCUCCUUUGCUGUGUUACAGGGUCUCUGGACUGUUGUACAGUGUAUUGCGCGGUAUCGGGAGGAUCUUCCCAUCAUGGCGCUUGAAGUCAACGCGGCGCUGUUCACUAUCAUCAGUCUGUGGACGUAUAUAUUUGAGUGGUCGAAGCCGAAAGAUGUCUCUGUGCCAAUUGUUAUCGAAUCCAAAGAGAAGCUCGGUGCUGAGCAGGUCGAGAAGAUUGAGACUAUAUACAAGGACUGGUACAAGAAGGAUGUUGGGGAGACGCUUGACAUCCAGCGGAUCCCGUUUGGUCCUUUGAUGAUGGCUUUCUUGGGUGAGAAGCUCAAGAUGAAGUCGUGGGUGACGGGAUUAUGGUUUGUUUUGAGUCUUCUGGCUGGGUUUUAUAAUGGUGCGCAUAUGUGGGUGCAUGAGGAUUUAUUCAAUGCGGGUAUGUGGAUUGCUUGGAGGGUUUGCGCAUGGGGUGGAGUCGGAAUCCCAUUGAUUGCUAACUUCCUGAUAUGGUUUGAGAAAUGUCUUCCUAUCUCCCUUGUCAGUGUGACCUGGGUGGUUUUGGUGGUUUGUUAUAUGUUUAUUCGAAUUGGUCUGCUUGUUGUGGGGAUUGUUUCGUUCUACUCACUGCCUGUGGAAGCUUACUACAACGUUACUUGGACGACGUUUAUCCCUCAUUUCUAG